Colletotrichum karsti is the source of this 1242-nucleotide messenger RNA. Its product is annotated as endochitinase. The coding region runs from base 1 to 1242 and encodes 413 amino acids. The transcript is spliced from 5 exons. Lineage: Eukaryota; Fungi; Ascomycota; Sordariomycetes; Glomerellales; Glomerellaceae. Gene Ontology annotation, molecular function: chitin binding; chitinase activity. The record is from RefSeq and is a predicted model, not a curated record. Gene Ontology annotation, biological process: carbohydrate metabolic process; chitin catabolic process. Gene Ontology annotation, cellular component: extracellular region.
AUGUCUCCAGCAGUCCGUCUCUCAGAAGCCGCGCCGGUGGACCUUACCACGCCAGGUGUCGAUGGCUACACCAACGCGGUGUAUUUCACCAACUGGGCGAUUUACGGACGCAACUACCAGCCUCAGAACCUACCUGCGUCUCAGAUCACCAACGUUCUCUACGCCUUCAUGAACCUUCGGCCAAAUGGAGAAGUCUAUACCGCCGAUACUUACUCUGACCUAGAGAAGCACUACCCCACGGACUCGUGGAACGAUGUCGGUACCAACGCAUACGGUUGCGUGAAGCAACUUUACCUUCUGAAGAAAGCCAAUCGCCGUAUGAAAGUCAUGCUCAGUAUUGGUGGUUGGACUUGGUCGACGAACUUUCCGGCGGCUGCCAGCACGGCUGAAAGCAGAGCCCUCUUCGCCUCGUCGUCAGUUACUCUCAUGAAAGAUUGGGGUUUCGACGGCAUCGAUGUAGACUGGGAGUAUCCCGCCAACGCGAACGAAGCAGCCAACAUGGUUCUUCUCCUCCAGGCAGUUCGUGCUGAGUUGGAUGCGUAUGCCGCUCAGUAUACCCCUGGUUACCACUACCUCUUGACCAUUGCCUCUCCCGCGGGCCCGAGUCAUUACAACGUCAUGAAUCUGAAGGCCGUUUCAGAUGUUAUUGACGCAUUCAACCUUAUGGCCUACGACUACGCUGGCUCUUGGGAUGCCAACAGCGGGCAUCAGGCCAAUCUCUACCCAAACCCCAACAACCCGUCCUCCACCCCCUUCUCAACUGACGCCGCAGUGACGGACUACCUGAACGCCGGCGUCCCGGCCUCCAAGAUCGUCCUCGGCAUGCCCAUCUACGGCCGCUCGUUCGAACAGACGAACGGCAUUGGCCAGCCCUUCUCGGGCGUUGGCAGUGGGUCAUGGGAGAAUGGCGUCUGGGACUACAAGGCCUUGCCACGCGCUGGAGCGACAGAGCUGUACGACUCGACAGCGGUUGCCUCCUACAGCUACGAUUCCAGCAGCCGUGAGCUUAUCUCGUACGAUACGCCUGCUGUGGUGAGAAACAAGGUCUCGUACUUGAAGGGCAGAGGACUCGGGGGUUCCAUGUUCUGGGAAGCCAGCGGAGAUCGAGCUGAUGAUGGAAGCUUGUUGAAGACCAGUUUCGACGCCCUUGGGGGUACCGCCGGGCAGGACAAGAGCCAGAAUCAGCUGAGCUACCCCAACAGCAAGUACGACAACAUCCAACAAGGUGUGCCUGGGGGCUGA